Messenger RNA from Dioszegia hungarica, 1824 nucleotides. RefSeq lists its product as uncharacterized. The record is from RefSeq and is a predicted model, not a curated record. Lineage: Eukaryota; Fungi; Basidiomycota; Tremellomycetes; Tremellales; Bulleribasidiaceae. The coding region runs from base 1 to 1824 and encodes 607 amino acids. The transcript is spliced from 6 exons.
AUGUUCUCCCUCACAAACUUUCUGGCAAUAGUAGCCUUCGUCCUGGCCAUUGCCAGUAACGCUCAAUCCGUCUCUGUCUCGACUACCACCGUCUUCGUUACGACCGACACAUGCGCGACAUCGACUUCCCUAGCUCUCCCUGCAGCAGAGUCAUCAUUCUCCAGUGCGGUCCCGCCAGUGCCGACCUCCAGCAGCACGACCCCGCCAAAGCCUUCGGUCUUCCUCACCACAGUAGAUAUCCCCCAGGGAAUCAGAUUGCAAAUGAUGGGUGGGAAGGGUCCCAAGGUCAAAGAACUGAUGGAAGGCCCGGGACUGUCUGGUCCGGCGAAGGUGAAUCUGAAUGGAUCGUCUUACUACAACUGGAAUCUAUAUUUCGCUGCGCGGGGAAGCACAUGGUUAGAGAGAAUAUUCUCGCCCGGUGCAAAAUUGGAUUGCGCUCCUGUCGUCCCAGACCCCGCCAAACCAUACCUCACAAUCUACCCUCGCGGAGUCAGCCUCGAGUUCACCACCGCCCUCUUUGGUGGCAAGUCUUUCGGAUCGGAGGAACCAGCGAUUAUCGAUGGCCUGAUCCUCAACAAGUAUGACAAUGUCGAGUUUGUCGUCAAGACUGACACGCACAGCUACAAGUGCACAGUAGGAACGCGCGGGCUGAAAAGCCAAAGCAAGGACGUAACCUUCGAGAUCACCCCACAGGCUGCCUCGGCAGGCGGAGACGUGAUUCCCAAGACGUUCGAGGCGAAAGAGAACCCAGACUCUGAGACUCGUUUCGCCUGUGCUUUAUCGACGGGGCAGCUAGUCUUGCAGCGCAAACACAGCAUGGGCCUCGAUGGGAUUCGCACUUUUGCAUCAGCCGCCAGCGACGUCGCAAUGUUCUGUCUCGCAGCGCUACUUUUGACCAUGACCGCGUUGGUCUGUUCUGUCAACGCUCAAGUCAUCUCGAGCACUACAGUGACAGUCACGACCGUUCUUUGCCCGUCUUCAUCGUCUGCGACCCCCUCCACCAGCACACUACCUGGCGAGUUUCAACAGACGUCGACAAGCAAUACAGGCGUCUCUUCCGAGUCCUCUACCAGCGGUAGUCUCAGCUCAGUAUCAUCUGGCAUCCCUACCUCGUCGAGCACCGCGGCACCUAAGCCCGUUUCGACCUUUGUCGUGGCGAUAGACAUUCCCCAGGGCUCCAAAUUCAGAUUGACAGCCUGGACUCCUGGCAAAGCCGCCGAGGUCGCCAGUCGGGGCGAUAUAUCUGGUCCCGCGAAGAUCUCUCUGACUGAGUCAGACUUCUAUGGCAUGAACAUAUGGAGCACUAGGGUCGAGGGGGUGUAUUUGCAGCAGUGCCACCUUCCUACAGAUGCCAAUAUCGCCGAUCAGUCAUUCGUAUUCGACAGCACUGGAACGAGGGUAGCGGGGCCGGAGAACAGAUUGUACUGUGAGCAGGCUGCACUGGACCCGGCGAGUGGGCCGUCCAUCACCCUUGACCCCCGCGGUGUCUCGAUCAAGUUUACGAAACCUGCGCUGUUUGGAGGUGAUAUUUUUGCCUCGAUGCGACAGGCAGUAUUCAGAGGUGUCGUGGUGGAUGUAUGGGAUAACGUUGAGUUCGUCAUCAUAACUGAUAGAUUUAGCUACUCCUAUCACUGCGCCCUUGGUUCAUCCGCUGACCAUCCACAGUGCCAGAUCGGUACUCGAGGCAGACAAACGCAGACGAAAGAUGUCGUCUUCACGAUUCAGCAGAUGGCGAUCCCUACCGAUCGGGAUCUCGACUCGAUAGCACACGACUGGCCCGCACAGGAGAACGUGGGAGUCAAGUGCGCGCGGAUCAAAUCUUGA